Molecule: messenger RNA, 3599 nt
Organism: Liolophura sinensis
Lineage: Eukaryota; Metazoa; Mollusca; Polyplacophora; Chitonida; Chitonidae
Product: paraplegin-like
Exons: 19
Coding region: 91-2529 (812 amino acids)
Biological process (GO): mitochondrial protein processing
Cellular component (GO): membrane; m-AAA complex
Molecular function (GO): zinc ion binding; metalloendopeptidase activity; ATP-dependent peptidase activity
Source: RefSeq, a predicted model, not a curated record
UUUCAAGAUCGAUGAAGUGAAGACCUAGAGGACAAAAAUUCCCGAAAAGGACCUUCGAGUGUGAUAUUUUACUCUCACGAGAUCAGCCAAAUGGAUAGAGUAUACGCUAUGCGUAGAUCGUUUGUGGCAAGACUGUUACGACUUCUAAAGUUCACUAAUUCUGCAACAUCGUCAAAUUAUUCAAGAUACUGCAGACCGUGGUUGCUGCGUCAGUCUCCAUCCUUCCAGGUGUCAAAGUUUCCUAAAACUUCAAUUGCUGGCAGUGACAACCCAUCAGCAGAAGUUCAAACCCACUUCGGGCACCAUGUGGCAUUUAGAAGGAGGCCUGAGAAGACACGUCAUAUUAAACAAUAUAGGAAGUUACGAGAGGAAUUCAAGGCAUUGUCAGUGCUGCUUGUUCGUCCAAAUAUUUUGAGCUCUAAGGAUGUUAACAGGAUACUGUAUCCAGACUAUGCUCGCGGGUACAGUACGGGACCACAACAGAAUCAACCUGAUGAUGAAGACAAAGAAAAGGAAGAUAAAGACAAAGAAGAUGAGGAGCGGCUACCUCUACUACCCAGACUUCUCUUCUGGUUUUGGCUGCUGUUUGCACUUUAUACCGCCCUCCGACUCCUGCAGGGAGAAGAUACAGCCAUGUAUCGCUUUAUCUCCUGGAAUGAGUUCUACCAUGAUAUGUUGGCCAAGGGGGAGGUAGAUGAGAUAAUAGUGCGCCCUGAGAUGGAAAUGGCUAUGAUAAAUCUCUACCCAGGAGCUGUCAUUAAGGGAAAAAAGGUGGACGUGACAUCUUAUUCCAUGAAGAUUCCUGACCCGUAUAAGUUUGAGGAGAGGGUGCGCAAGGCCGAGGCUGAGCUGGGCAUCCGGCCUGAGCAGGGGGUGUCCGUGUCUUACCAGAGGGAGAGUUCCUGGGCUCCGCUUGUUUUCCUUGGCCUCAUCGGUCUGGCUACAUUUCUCUUACUGAGAACCCUUACCAAAUCAAUGACAUUUCCCAAUCCUACAGAAAUGUUUGCUAAUGAGAGAAAGGCAAAGUUCACGAGGGUCGAUGUGCUGACACAGCAGGGGAAGGGAGUCAGCUUCAAGGAUGUGGCUGGUCUACAGGAGGCCAAACAGGAGAUCAUGGAGUUUGUGGAUUACCUCAAGCAACCACAGCGUUUCAAGGAGAUAGGAGCCAAGCUGCCCCAUGGUGCCCUUUUGCUUGGACCCCCAGGCUGUGGUAAGACACUUCUGGCACGUGCAGUAGCCUCUGAAGCAAAGGUGCCCUUCUUGGCUAUGGCGGGAUCUGAAUUUGUGGAGAUGUUAGGAGGCUUGGGAGCAGCCAGGGUCAGGGAUCUAUUCAAAGAAGCCAGAAAGCGAGCUCCAUGUAUAGUGUAUAUUGACGAGAUCGAUGCCAUUGGUCGAAAAAGAAGUGGAAGUACGUUUGGAGCAUCUGCUGAGGAGGAGCACACCCUGAACCAGAUGUUAGUGGAGAUGGAUGGCAUGGGAACGUCUGACGGGGUCAUACUGCUGGCCGCUACCAACAGGGCAGACAUUCUAGACAAGGCCUUACUGCGCCCGGGAAGAUUUGACCGUCAUAUCACCAUAGAUCUGCCGACACUGGCAGAGAGAAAGGAGAUCUUUGAGAUGUACCUGUCCAGGUUAAAGCUCUCCCAACCGGCUUCCACCUACUCCCUGAAGCUCGCCCAGAUGACACCUGGCAUGAGCGGCGCUGACAUUGCUAACAUCUGUAAUGAGGCCGCCAUCUUUGCCGCUCGUGAUAAGAAGAAAGUGAUUGAGGCCGAAGACUUUGAUCAUGCCACAGAGAGAGUGAUUGCAGGUGUGGCCAAAAAGACACGGCUGUUGUCUCCUCAGGAGAAGAAAGUGGUAGCUUAUCACGAAUCUGGACACGCUCUGGUGGGCUGGUUGUUGAAACACACAGAUGCUCUUCUAAAGAUUUCGAUAGUCCCUCGCACUAACAGUGCAUUAGGCUUUGCUCAGUACAUGCCAGCAGACCAGAAACUGUACAACACUGAGGAGUUGUUUGAGAGAAUGUGUAUGGCCCUAGGAGGUAGAGCUGCAGAGGCCAUAGUGUUCAACCAUAUCACCACAGGUGCACAGGAUGAUCUGAAGAAGGUCACCCAGAUGGCUUACGAUCAGAUUCGAUCUUAUGGUAUGAAUGAGAGAAUAGGUUGUCUGUCCUUUCCAAGUGAGGCUGACUCUAAUGUGGGAACAAAGCCUUACAGUAAGAGCCUAGCUGCUGUCAUUGAUGAGGAGGCGAAUCGCUUAGUGACCAAAGCUUAUCGCCACACAGAGCAAGUGUUAGCCCAACACAAGGACAAACUGAACAUGCUUGCCAUGAAGCUUCUUGAGAGAGAGACAUUGACAUAUGAUGACGUCAAGGCUCUGAUCGGUCCUCCACCACAUGGGGAGAAGCAUACGAUUGUGCCCGCUGGGUGGUUAGGUGAACCCCUGGAGGACAACAACAACAUCGACAACGAUGCGACGAUGACCCGUAGUCAGCGGAGAAGACGGAAUCGGGAGGAGCUGCCAGAUUGAUCAUUACACAUGCUAACACAAAGACGAUUAUGGAUGUGCAUGGACAGAUUAACAGUUCUUCCUUUAUAAUUAUGCUAGUUAGGAAUAAAGCAUUGCUUUUAUGAUGUGUAUGAGUUGCCUCUGGUUUGUACAAUUCCAAUUCCCAAAAAGGUAGCCAUGGAUAUUUUCCCACAAAUUGAUCUUCAUCUUUUCAUUAGCCUGUGCAUUGUUUUGUCAUCCAUCCAUCAAUUUAUUGGGGAGUGGGUCGAGGGCUAAGAGAUGCAGAUGCUGGACUUUCAGAUGAGGUGUUAGUUUUAUCCCAGCCUCAGACAAGGAAUCGCCUGUAUUACCCAGGCUGUUUUCACCGUUGUCGAAACCUUGAUGUCAGUGAGCGAUCGUUAGGGGAUCAUACAGGACCUUCAUUGUAGAUCAGUUGAAAUCCAUAUCUGUGACAUGUGCGUGUAUACUCCAUGUUGGAAAGUUUGUCAAGUACUUGUCCAAGGCCGGUGGUUUACUCCAGGUACUCCAGUUUGCUCUCUAUGAACCCAUGAAAUGUACUGCUGGUGUACAGGAGACAAUUUCUUGAAUAUAUCAUUAAAUGCCAAUCAAAUAAUUACAAGAAAUAAUUAAUGAUUGUUUUCUGUAUGAUUUGCAUCCAGGAAUUCCAUUGUUACGUGUAAACAGUGCUCACUUGUUUUUUUUUAUUACUGUACAUGUACUGCCUUGAUAUGAAGUGAUCAAGAUCAAACAUUUUGAUAUGAACAAAAGACGGAUCUUGUCCAAGGCAUUUGCAUACUUCUUGGCUAGUGACUGAGUAUGUUGUGUGGCUUAAAAUGUCAGUCAGUUUAUGACUUCUGUUGCAGAAUUUUUGGAUACACCUAUUUCUCUUUUGCCUGCACUAUUUCUCUUUUGCUUGCACUAUUUCUCUUUUGCUUGCACUAUUUCUCUUUUGCUUGCACUAUUUCUCCUUCUCUUUUUUGGACAGUUGAAAGAAGGCAUUUCCUAUAUAAAUUUAAGCUGAUUGCAGAUUCUGGAUUUACUCUUUUACGACCUUUUUGUACAGCAAUAUGAAGAUGAUACCUUUGAAAAUA